GGAGUAUUGUGGGUGUCAGUAAGGAAGUAAAAUGGCGGACCUGGCAAACGAAGAGAAGCAUGCCAUAGCCCCACCAGUGUUUGUGUUCCAGAAAGAUAAAGCUCAGAAGAGGUCAGUAGAAGGGUCCAGUGCGGAGGAUGGAGAAGACUCUGAUAAAGAUGAGAGUAGUUACUGUCCCCCGGCCAAGAGGGAAAGGACAUCGUCACUAACACAGUUCCCACCCGCACAUUCAGUUUCUAAGAACAAUGUGUUCAUGCCAUCCAGUUUCUGUCAGUCCCCGACAGGAAAUAAUAAUUCAGAUUCAGAACCUGAGGAGAAAACGGUUGGGUUUCGCCUGAAGCCUCCCACCCUGAUCCAUGGACAGGCUCCUAGUGCAGGUGUCCCGAGCCAGAAACCCAAGGAGCAGCAGCGCAGUGUACUACGACCCGCAGUACUGCAGGCCCCUCUGGCCACCAAAUCACUAACCCAGACCGGGUUGAACAGUGGUACAAAUGGAGUGAAUAGGUCAUCUGAGGGUCUACCAGUCACCCAGAACAACACAGAGAAGUGUGAUGACACGACCACGUCACAGGUUGAGCAAAGCAGUGAACAGAAAGGCUCUACAUCAGCAGAAUCAGGGGAAACCAAUUAUUUCCUACAAUACAGAAGCACUCCCAGCUUACAGAAGGCUGAGAACAAGGCUGACGACGGGGAUAAGUUUGUGUUUGGACAGAACAUGUCGGAUCGUGUCCUGAGUCCGUUGAAAUGUGAACAAGCAGCCGAGGGCAGCAGAGAUCUCCCCACUGCCCCGCCCUGUGAGCUCCCGUCAAAAGACAGCAGCCCUGAUAAAGAUAACAAUGUGACAGAGUCUUUGGAGGAGUCGGCGGCGGCCUACACCAAAGCCACAGCCAAGAGGUGUUUGUUAGAGAAAGUAGAGGUCAGAACUGGAGAGGAGUCGGAGAGUAACGUUCUUCAGGUCCAGUGCAAGUUAUUUGUGUUUGACAAAGCUUCACAGUCUUGGGUUGAGAGAGGCAGAGGACUGCUAAGGCUCAAUGAUAUGGCUUCCACAGAGGAGGGAUCGUUACAGUCCAGGCUGGUGAUGAGGACCCAGGGUAGUUUGCGUCUGAUCCUCAACACCAAACUGUGGCCUCAAAUGCAGACGGACAAGGCCAGCGAGAAGAGCGUCCGCAUCACAGCCAUGGACACUGAGGACCAGGGGGUCAAGGUCUUCCUCAUAUCGGCAAGCUCUAAGGACACAGGGCAGCUGUAUGCAGCGCUGCACCAUCGUAUUCUGGCCCUGCGGAGCCGCUCAGACCAAGAGCCAGAGCCCAGGGUCCCCAUCCCAGAUGGCCACAUCCCUCAUCCCCAGUCUAACGGGGAGGAUAGUGAUGAGGACGAACCACUCACACCCACUGCCAACACCACAGAGGGUCCAGAGGCCCAGUCCUGCGGGACUGGCAGUGGGAUUGGGUCCUCAUAGCACCUGCCCCCUUUCAUCGGCUCACGCACUGCAGUCAGGACCACCUUACAGACCCCUCCAUGGACACCUCAGGCCAGCAUCUCCCCAGUGGUCCGAGGUCACAGUGGAGCGCCAGGAAGGAUCCUAUGCAGGUGUUACUAAGUUAACUCUGCAGUUCAAACUCUGGAUUCACAGUAUAUCCAGGAUGGAUGGUCUUUUUUGUUUAGUAUUUGUCUUUUUUAACCUCUAGAACUAGAUUUUGGGGGGAGUGGGGGGUGUUGUGAAUUGGAUGCUCAUCAUAUUGAUGAGUCUGAGGGAACGAGAAAGCAGUUUUCUUUUCUAGCUGAUAUAAGUACAUUCUAAAUAGUUUGCUGUUAAAAGUGGGACUUCUUUAGCCACCUUGCAAGAGAACAGACCUCAGGCACUUCAGUGGGGCUUGUAUUUUGUUCAGCGAGGUAAAGAUUGAGUUGCAUAGCAAAUAUUUGUUUAUAAAGUCUUUUUUUAUUUCACUGAGUUUUGUCAUUGAAGUGUCUGAACUCUUACUUCAAGUUGUAUUUUUCUAAGGCAAAAUGCUUGCACACACUAGCUAGGAUUAGUCCGUCAAUACCUCCUCUGGCCACUGUUAGUUUUUAGACUGUAGUCCACAUUGUCAUUUAUUUUUUUACCACAAAUCGGUUGAAUUUAAAAUCCCUUGUGCAAACACCUGCUUUGAUGUUCGUAGCCAUAAAAUAUUUAAUUAAAUAGUGGAAUUUACCUGUGUUCAUGAUUAUUAUUACUGAUACAUUACGUUUUUAUUGAUAGUUAAUAUUAUCGACUUUGUUUUUGAAAUUCACGCGAAAAUUAACUAAUUCUGUAAAUAAGAAAGCUUGUUGGAUUUGAUUAUUUUACAACAGGUUUGCACCAUGACCCCAAAGUUUACCCUGAAUAUAGCCGUUAGAUUUGUUUGUUUAAAAAAAAAAUUUUUUUUUUAUAGAUAGAUCAGAAAAAUAUACAUGUUCUCAAAUAUAUAUAUGGAAGAAACCCUUUUUAUGUUUCAGUUGUUUAAAAUUAUGUAAUUAGUUUGCUUUAAAUAAGUUCCAAUUACAAGGAUUUGUUUAUAACAACCACGAUCUCAGAAUCAUAUAAGACCAUUGCAACAAAAAAAAUCACAAUUUUUUCAUGCGAUCAGAAAGGCCAAUAUAAUAACUUUUAGGUUAGGGUGUUGGCAUUUGGUGUAUCUAGCAUGUCAUUAUUUGCAUCUGUCCUAAACUUGUUUGACAUCAAAACCCUACAAAAUGCACAUAUACUCUCAGAACAGCGAAUGCUGCCAUUUUAUUCAAAGAGCUAUAGACAUUGGAACAGGUGGUACUACGCACACAGGGCACAGUAUUUUUCACCAGUAGUCUGGUGCUGAGCCCUCUAUUUAUUCCUUUGUUAAAUAGAUUGCCCUGGGUUGGUGUAUUUAAAACAAACAGCCCUUAAAGAGAAGUAGAUGACUAAUGUAAUAUUUUCUUCAGUGAAGUGUAGUUCCUCUUGUUUUAAGCCUUUUUCUUCCUCAUCGGUGGAAUGAGUAAUAUUUCUAAGUUCUAUUAUAGCGUUCUACUUUUUCAUUUACUACAAGCCUUUGAUGUGAAAAAAUGUAUUUUAACUAAAAAAAAGUAUAAUAAGAAAAGUUUGAAACAAAAAAAAACAGGCAAGUAGACAUAUUAUUGGUUAAAAUGUAUAAAUCCUGUAAUGUAUAUUAUUGAAUAAGCAGCCUUUAAAGGAAUAAUCCACUCAAACUUUAUUUAGGUAAUUGUCAUUUCACUGUUGAUAAUGAAACAAAUUCCAAAAUAUAGUUUUUGAGUGGAUUACUCCUUUUAAGUGUAAAAAAAGGACAACUCCUUAUUUAGUACUCUUCUUCACCACAGUCUAUAGAAACCUCACCGUGUAAUGUGCUCUGUAAAAUUGUGUUCUCUCCAUUUUUCCCAUUCUGCUUGUGUAGCUACAAACAGGACUAUUCCUAAUGGCCCCGUUUUUAACAAGGCAUCUGGGUUUCGCCUAUCAGAUAAGAAUAGAAUAGAAUGAAUAGAACGUAAGUCCCCAUUCAAGUCAAUGUUUUGUCCAUUCUAUUCAUUCUAUUUCUAUGCAUUUAAUCCUAUCCGAUAGGUAAAAUCUAGAUAACUUAAAAAGAAACUGGGCCCUGGACAUGAAUGUAUGGCAACUUGUCUCUAUAUAAAGGGCCAGGGGCCGACGUUUUUCAGCA
Messenger RNA from Salvelinus fontinalis (brook trout), 3662 nucleotides. RefSeq names its product ran-binding protein 3-like. NCBI's taxonomy places the organism in Eukaryota, Metazoa, Chordata, Actinopteri, Salmoniformes, Salmonidae. Gene Ontology annotation, molecular function: GTPase activator activity. Gene Ontology annotation, cellular component: nuclear pore; cytoplasm. The record is from RefSeq and is a predicted model, not a curated record. Gene Ontology annotation, biological process: protein export from nucleus. The coding region runs from base 32 to 1459 and encodes 475 amino acids. The transcript has 16 exons.